GGAAGCUCUUGGUUUUGCCGCAAUUUUUCUGGAGGAGAGAAAUCUAUCACGAUCAUCCAUUCUCUCUCUCUCUCAAAUUCAAUUCGCUAUACGUGUUACUGCGAUCACCUAUUGGUUUCGCAUAUAAGUGCUUCUACUCUUCAAUUUUCUUUUGAUGGUUGUUUGCAUCUUUCAAUAUACAAAAUCCUAAAUUCACUUAACACCUCUUCGAUAGAUCUAAUUUGGAUCGAGGAAUCAGACACUGACUAUGCAUUUUCCUUAAUUAAAAAAAACGAAGAAGAAUCGAUAAAUAUUAGUGACAUCUUAUUUGCCUGAUCGAUUUGCCACAUCAAAGCAAAACCUGGUGUUGCGAUUGCUGUGUUUUAUGUCAGAUGGCAUCGCAAGGAAGAUAUAAGAGGCAUCAAGAGAAGUCUCAAACAAGCAUCUCUAACAAUGGAAGAAAUUCAGUUCCUGCCAAAUUCUCAAACGAUACGGAGAGGCUUCAACAUAUUAACAGCAUACGCAAAGCCCCCGUAGGGGCUCAGAUGAAGCGUGUUAUUGAUCUACUAUUCGAGACCCGACAGGCCUUCACAAUAGAGCAAAUAAAUGAGGCAUGCUAUGUGGACAUGAAAGCUAACAAAGAUGUUUUCGAGAGUAUGAGGAAAAACCCGAAAGUAAAGUUUGAUGGGGAACGGUUUUCUUACAAGUCAAAACACGACGUUAGGGACAGAAGUCAGCUGCUUUACCUCAUACGUAAGUUUCCAGAGGGCAUUGCUGUUGUUGACCUAAAGGAUGCUUACCCAACUGUGAUUGAGGACUUGCAGGCUUUGAAAGUUGCACGGGAGAUUUGGCUUCUGUCCAACUUUGAUUCACAGGAGGAGAUUGCAUAUCCUAAUGACCCUAAAGUGCCGAUGAAGGUGGAUGAUGACCUAAAACUGCUUUUCCGGGGGAUUGAGUUGCCUCAAGAUAUGCUUGAUAUAGAAAAGGAUCUACAAAAAAAUGGAAUGAAGCCUGCUACUAACACUGCAAAAAGGAGGAGUGCAGCGCAAAUGGAAGGAGUUUCAUCCAAGCCUAAACCUAAGAAGAAGAAGAAUGAAAUCACCAAGAGAACCAAGCUGACUAAUGCCCAUCUUCCGGAGCUUUUCCAGAACUUAAACAAUUCCUGACAUUUGGAACUCACAGCAGGUGUUGAAUGAAUUCAGUGAAUUGAUCAAUACGCAGUGAUCAUUUGUUGGCAUACGUGUUUAGAAAGUGUUCAUGUUUUUAAUAUGGAUAUGGCCCUUUUAUAGCAUUACGAUCGGGAUCAGAUUCUCUCUCAAGUGUUGAAAAAACUUGACCCCGUUCGGUGUUGAGAUCUCACCAUUUAUUUUUACAAAUUUCAUCUU
Messenger RNA from Abrus precatorius (Indian licorice), 1364 nucleotides. RefSeq names its product transcription initiation factor IIE subunit beta-like. The transcript has 4 exons. Gene Ontology annotation, biological process: transcription initiation at RNA polymerase II promoter. Gene Ontology annotation, cellular component: transcription factor TFIIE complex. Lineage: Eukaryota; Viridiplantae; Streptophyta; Magnoliopsida; Fabales; Fabaceae. Bases 372 to 1145 code for a protein of 257 amino acids. The record is from RefSeq and is a predicted model, not a curated record.